CUGGUGCGGGGUCCUUGCGCCGCGCCUUGGGACGGCAACAGGGGAGGCGGGGUCCUUUUCUAGGUUGGUCGCACAGGCAGCGGCUGUGGGCUCCUGGGAUCCGGGAAUCAUGUAUUACAAGUUUAGUGGCUUCACGCAGAAGUUGGCUGGAGCAUGGGCUUCGGACGCCUAUAACCCGCAGGGAUUAAGGCCCGUGGUUUCCACAGAAGCACCACCUAUCAUAUUUGCCACACCUACUAAAAUGACCUCCAGUUACCCUGCAUACGAUUAUGCUGGGAAGAACAAAGUUCCGGAGCUGCAGAAGUUUUUCCAGGUGAGGGAAGACACUUGGAAAUAGAGAAAAGCCUGAUGGGGUGCCUGUGCACCUCAAGCGGGGUCUGCCUGACCAGAUGCUCUACCGGACCACCAUGGCGCUGACACUGGGCGGGACGGUCUACUGCCUCAUCGCGCUCUACAUGGCCUCGCAGCCCAGGAACAAGUGAGUCAGGCUGCGCAGGACUUGGUGGCUUUUUGGCACAAACCCUUUUCAAUUUUUAUUUUCCAUUUUUUUUCUUCACUUGGAUGGUCUACUUAACAUUUUUACAAAAAAGGUCUGAAGACGGUAUUUUGGUGUAUGAAAUGCAUAUGGCCCAUCAGAUGUGAGAGCAGUUUGAAAGUUAAAACAAUUGUGGAAAGAAAUGGCGCUGCGCUCUGUGUUCAGGCCCCUAAUUUCCCUGGAGGUUCCGGAGGAAGGCUGCACACAGGCUCAUUAACAGCAGCCUGUGCUGAGGUCCUCGGAGAUCGGGACUGGGUUUUAAGCAUGGUGUGCAGAAGCCUUUCUGGAUCUGGAUGUGAUGGAAGACAGAUGUCAAGGCCAGGCGUGUGAAAUAAGUAGGCAGUCACCUUGGGGAUUUUUCCAUUCCUUAGUAAAAUGUGAAUAGAAAUUAUUUGCAGCCUGUCUGUAUUCAUUGGGCAGUUUGUUUCAAAGGGUUAUGUGCCUCAUCCCAGGUCUUCGGUGAAAUUCUAUGUGUAGCUAUCCUGUAUUUUUUUAACCAUGGGAACAGAGAACACUGCUGAGUGUUGCACUGUAGACUGGUGUCUUGUCUAUGUGGCUGUGCCACAGGUUCUCCUUUAUAUUUUAAAAAAGUUAUGGCUUUAAAUCAUGAUUUAUUUUGACUGGAAUAAAUACAUGAAUGAACAUUUCAA
This is a messenger RNA of Heterocephalus glaber (naked mole-rat), 1185 nucleotides long. The record is from RefSeq and is a predicted model, not a curated record. NCBI's taxonomy places the organism in Eukaryota, Metazoa, Chordata, Mammalia, Rodentia, Bathyergidae.